This is a messenger RNA of Carica papaya (papaya), 960 nucleotides long. NCBI's taxonomy places the organism in Eukaryota, Viridiplantae, Streptophyta, Magnoliopsida, Brassicales, Caricaceae. The record is from RefSeq and is a predicted model, not a curated record.
AACCAUUCCUCUGUACUCUCUCUUGUCCUUGUUUCCUGUUCUUCCUAAUUCUCGUUUGAACACUCCCAUAAAUUUGAAGCAAAAGAGAAGAAGAAUCAAUGAAUAAAGCGCAGAGGCUGCUGAAUCCCCUGUCCAUGAUACUGAGAAGAACAAUUACUUCAAUUUCUCAUCUCUCUCUAUAUAAUUCAGGCUCACUUGUUCGCUGUUUCGAUGUUCCUUCGCCUUCUUUUGUCGAAGCUUCUAGUGGAGUUCUUUUAAGCUCCAGGCGAAGUUUUCUCGGCGAUUCGAAAUUUUCAGAGAAAUGUUUUUGCUCGGAAUCUGCAGAGAAGAUCAGUGCUCGAUGCUGGAACUGCAAUGCCGCGGCUCAGUCGGCGCCGUUUCUGUUCUGUGAGUCUUGCCGGAGCAUUCAGCCUGUUGAUCACUCGGUCGAUUACUUCCAAAUUUUUGGAUUGGAGAAGAAGUAUAUGGCUGAGGUUGACAAUCUGGAGGGGAAAUACAAAGACUGGCAGAAGAAACUGCAUCCUGAUCUAGUUCAUUCAAAAUCCGAGUACUUUCUAUAUUUUCGUCAGAGAGAGAGAGAGUAUGCUGCUGAGCAGUCUGCCAGGGUUAUUGAUGCAUACAGGACGAUUACCAAGCCACUUUCAAGGGCAAAAUAUAUGAUGAAGCUUGAUGGUUUAGAUGUUAAUGAAGAAGAGACAAUUUCAGAACCAGAGUUACUGGCUGAGGUAAGCUAUAGGAAUUUAUGUGGCUUAGAGGUGAAAAUUUAUUUAUAUCACUUGGGUAUUUGACCACUCAAUGUAGUUCCGCAGAAUGGUCCGUGCAUCUUUUUCUCAUAGUAAACAUUUUGGUAAGAGUGAUGGGGGAAGAGAAGAUUAUUUCCCUUGUUCAUAUCCAACAGGAGCUGUGUCUUCCCUUAUGGCUGUUUCAUUACAUGAAAUUUUUUAUGUUUAAUGGAGUCCU